Molecule: messenger RNA, 933 nt
Organism: Micromonas pusilla CCMP1545
Lineage: Eukaryota; Viridiplantae; Chlorophyta; Mamiellophyceae; Mamiellales; Mamiellaceae
Exons: 1
Coding region: 1-933 (310 amino acids)
Source: RefSeq, a predicted model, not a curated record
AUGUCCGCCUCGCCCGCGGCGUCGCUUCGCCGGCGCCAGACCGAGAUCCGCAAGCUCCUCCGCGGCGGCUUCACGAAGCACGCGCUGCUUCGGCGCGCGAUGGAGGGUUGGAAAGACGCGGGGCGGGACGCGCUGACGGACAUCGCGAACGCGCUCGCGCUCCGCGGCGAGGGCGCGUCGCGUCCGCUCCCGGAGCAUCUCUCGACGCUUCCGGGGCUGACGGAGAAGAUCAAGGCGAAGCGAGAGGCGAAGUUCGAGGCCGCGCUGAGGGCGCUGAGGAAGGUGCGAGGGGGAUGGCGCGCGAGAGAGGGCGACGACGACGACGACGAGGAGGAGGAGGAGGAGGAGGAGGAGACGCGCGCGAAGAAGGCGGAGAAGGACAAAAAGAAGGGCGGCGGCGGCGACGGCGACGCGGCGUUCGUCGCGGCGCUGACCGAGGUGGACGCCGUCGUCGACGCCCUCCGCGCGCUCCUCGACGGCGACGACGACGACCUCGCCGCGCUGUUAGACCCGGACGACGCCGCGACGACGACGACGACGCGCGGGAGGAAGAAGAAGAGGGAGGACGACGUCGACGACCCGCCGUUCGGCGGCGCGUCGGCGUCGACGCUUCUCGACAUGCUCGAGCGCGCGACGGAGGCGUACCGCGAGGAUUACUUCGUGAAGCGCGAGACCCUGGACGCCGUGCUCGACGCCGCCGCGUCCGCGACGAGGGAGAAGGAGAAGGAGAAGGAGAAGAGCCGCGGCGGCCGCGGGACGGACGACGAGGGAGGAGAGGCGCGCGGGGAGGGCUCGAAGGAUCAACAUUCGUUGGACCUGAGCCACGAGACGCUGACGACGCUCGUGGCGACGUGGAUCUUGUCGCCGGCGAUCGACGACGACGCCGUCGACGAGUUCGCCGCCAUCGCCGCGAGGGAGACGAGCGCGACGUGA